Aspergillus wentii DTO 134E9 is the source of this 1494-nucleotide messenger RNA. RefSeq names its product basic helix-loop-helix domain-containing protein. Gene Ontology annotation, molecular function: protein dimerization activity; RNA polymerase II cis-regulatory region sequence-specific DNA binding; DNA-binding transcription factor activity, RNA polymerase II-specific. NCBI's taxonomy places the organism in Eukaryota, Fungi, Ascomycota, Eurotiomycetes, Eurotiales, Aspergillaceae. The coding region runs from base 1 to 1494 and encodes 497 amino acids. The transcript has a single exon. Gene Ontology annotation, biological process: regulation of transcription by RNA polymerase II. The record is from RefSeq and is a predicted model, not a curated record.
AUGUCGCACUAUAAUCAAUUCCCCAACGAGGGCGUAGACCCCUCCGAACUUACCAUGCAGAACAGUGGCUUCAUGUCAUAUCCCUUCUCAUCCCAGCAAAACAUGUCCUCGUCUUUCAAUUUCGGAAACUCCGGCAUCGAUACUGAUGAGUUGCUUGACCUGGAGAUCAGCGGGCCUAACGGAGUCCCGCGGAACGACAACAUGAACUUCCUUCAGGACCAACAUUCCAGUGCCGGUAUUUCCAUGAGCCACCCGGGUCAAAUGGGUCAAAUAUACUCCAACACCCCGGAUGGUGCUCCUAUGCACAGCCCCUUCAUGCACAACAACAGCUUCAACAACUACGAGCAGUAUCGCAAUAUGAACCAGCCGAUCCAGCAGAGUUCUCCACAUCUUCAGAGCAACUCCCACUUUGAACAGAGCUACUUGAACACCAAGGGGCGCCCGACGCUGCAGGUGGACCGAGCAUCGACCGAUGCUCGUAGCCCGAUGACUCCCAAGACGCCCGCCAUGGGUGCGCUGGCUCUUGGAACCCCGGAAUCCGGUAGCUUCCCCACACAGCCCAUCAGAACUGCAGGGCUUCAACAUCGCCACCAGAAGACCCUGUCGAACCAAUGGGAUGGCACCCCUAACAGUGCCCACUCUUAUGUCGAGUCACCAAUUUCUUCCCCAGGCCACCCAUCCCACCAUGCUGGUAUCUCCGAGAUCCUUAAGUCUGGAAAGCACGCCUCAUUGCCCGCCAAGGUUGAUACACACUUGCCCGGAACCGGUCAGGAUUUGGAAUCACAGGAAGCCAAGCGACGCCGUCGCAGGGCCUCCCACAACCUGGUGGAGCGUCGCCGUCGUGACAACAUCAACGAACGUAUCCAGGAUUUGUCGCACCUGGUUCCCCAGCACCGAUUGGAAGAUGACAAGGUGCGGAAGCAAAUUGUGAACAACACUGCCAUGUCUGCCACUGGAGCCAGCUCGAAUCCUGCCACAUCCCUCCUGGCCGGAGGCAAUGGUCGCCGCGCCACUGCUGGUAACAUCACCAUGGGUCUGCCAAUCGAGGAGAAGGAGAAGGGACCCAACAAGGGAGACAUCCUCAACGGCGCAGUGGGGUGGAUGAGGGACUUGAUGUGGAGUCUGCACGUCAAACUCCAACAAGAGUCCGAGCUUGCCGAGUUGAUCACCAGCCUUGGAGGUACCUGGCCGUUUGAACAAACCGAGGAAGAGAAGCGCAUGCGCAGUGAGAUUCUUGACGCACUGGAAAGGAACGAUCCCAACUCUUUCAGCUACACCCGUGGCCCUGGAAGUGGUCUCCGAGUGCCCAAGCACACUAACAUGGCUGGUGACGCUGUGUCAGGAACUGCCGCCCUGAGUCCCCAGAGCCUGAGCCCGUCAUACAACAGCGGAAGCAGCUCCGGGGGACCCAGUCAGGCACAAUACUGGAACAGCUCGGGACACGCCGGCAUGAGCUUCAAAGAAGAAGACGAGUACGCCAUGGAAAUGAAUUAA